AGCUGUCACUUGCGGGAGCGCGCGGCAUGCUGGGAAACAACCAGCGGGAAUCCUUUGGCUGAGCAGCCUCCUGAUUCUUCAGGGACCCGAUCGGAGAAAGCGGGACGGAUGGCGGAGUCCUGCCUCCAUCUCCCUAGAAUCCUUUAAGGGGCGCUGAGCGUGGGUCCCCUAAUAGGUUAUGAGAAGGCACCAUGGAUCAAUAUAGCAUUCUUGGCCGUAUUGGAGAAGGAGCCCAUGGCAUUGUUUUCAAAGCCAAGAACAUAGAAACUGGGGAGACUGUGGCCCUGAAGAAAGUGGCUCUCCGUAAACUGGAGGAUGGGAUCCCCAACCAAGCCCUGCGAGAGAUCAAAGCUUUGCAGGAGAUUGAGGAAAACCAGCAUGUGGUGCAAUUGAAAGACGUUUUUCCUCACGGCACAGGGUUUGUGUUGGUAUUUGAGUAUAUGCUGUCUGAUCUGUCUGAGGUGAUCCGCAACUCUGAACAGCCUCUUACUGAAGCCCAAGUGAAAGGCUACAUGCUAAUGCUGCUCAAGGGGGUGGCUUUCUGCCAUGCCAACUCUAUUAUGCACCGGGAUCUGAAACCAGCCAAUUUGCUGAUCAGUUCUACAGGGCAAUUGAAAAUUGCUGAUUUUGGCUUGGCCCGGGUGUUCACCAGUGAUGGAGAUAGACUAUAUAGCCAUCAAGUGGCCACCAGGUGGUAUCGGGCUCCUGAAUUGCUGUACGGUGCUCGAAAGUAUGAUGAAGGUGUAGACCUGUGGGCAGUCGGCUGCAUCUUUGCUGAACUUCUCAAUAAUUCUCCCCUCUUCCCUGGAGAAAAUGACAUUGAGCAGCUGUGUUGUGUCCUCCGGGUACUUGGCACACCUAAUCAAAAGACCUGGCCGGAGAUUACAGAGUUGCCCGAUUACAACAAAAUCUCCUUCAAAGAGAAGCAGCCCAUCCCUUUGGAGCAGGUGGUCCCUGAUGCUUCUCCACAAGCAGUGCAGCUGCUGAAAGAGUUCCUGGUUUAUCCUUCGAAGCAACGUAUGCAGGCAGCCCAGGCACUUCUGCAUCCCUAUUUCUUCACGCCCCCUCUGCCGGCCCAUCACUCGGAAUUACCAAUUCCCCAACGUGGGGGCAAAAAGAUUCGCCAGGGGCUGCAGCACCAGCGUGAUUUCCAUGUGGAGCAGCCCCUGGAAGGGUCAGUUGUAGAUCUGGAACUGGUGGCACCGUAUGUGAUUGAUGUAUAAAAUUGCUCUCUUUUAAAGUCUGGCUUUUAUACCAUCUCGUGAAGCAAGUUUGGUUCUUCAUCCCAAGGCACUUUAAAUUCUUGUGGGAAGGCGCUGUGCAUUUAUUGGCUCUAUGCGUGGGUAACCACAUGGCUGUAACCCAGUGAUAUCACACAGAUGGCUGAAAGAUUUAACUCUGAUGUUAAUUUUGUAGGGAAGAGGAAAGGGGAGAAAAUAAAUAAAUAGAAAGAAUAACAGUUCCCCAGGUUCACAAUCACUGAUGCAAAAUUCUAACCUACCAAGAAAAAUAAAAUAAAAUGAUCACUUAUUUUUGAGUCUUCCCGGAAACAACAGCUAGUUUACAUGUGCUCGUGGCAGUUGCUCUGUUUAACGAACUUGGCUGAGUGUUUGUGUAUAAAGUUAGGCUCAGCUAAAAAACAAACACAGUUAUUAAACUCAAACCAGGCCCAUUUGAAUAGUUUUUCCUCCUUCAACUCUCUCAAUUGAAGUAAAAUGGGCAGUAACUUAUCCUCUCAAUACAUUGUUUUCUCCACAUUUUCCCCUGUGAUUUAAAAAAAUUGAAUUGUAACUUUUAGAGGGAACUGAACUGCCUUCUGACCUCAAACUGACUAAAAUUUUAUUCCUGUUAAAAGCUCAAAGCAACAGUUCUUACAUAAAGAACUCUAAAUAAUAUAGAGAAUCAAAAUAUCAGGUUUUAAAUAAAUAUUUCCAGAAUCAGCAAAACCUACUUUUUAUUUUAUUUAUUUAAUUUUUAUUUAUUUAUUUUAUUUAUUUUUCAAGAUCUAGAAAAAUUACACAUUUGCCAGACAUUGAGUAUUGAUUUAUGCACUCCCCUGGUUCCUGCAUCUGUUCAACCUUUUUUUGUUUCCCAUAUUUUUGAUACCAGGCCAGGAUUUUAAGAUUGUUUCCAAACAAUUAUUUUUUUGCUAUUCAGUUAUCAGUUCCAUUUGCAAAAGCUUAGAGGGAGUAAUUUUACUGGGGGGAGAAAACCUAGCUUUUGCCAAACAAUAUUUCAAAAUCAUUUUUGGCACAAAGCAAAUAAUGCAAGUUACACAAAGGAUGCGGUUUGAUGAUUUGAUCUAAGAAAGCAAUCAUUUUUGACAGUUUGCAAAUAAAUUUCCCUUAAUGAAAGUAACAAUAAUGGCUCAGAGGCGUUGAUUCUGUGCAAAUUUAGUUGGGCUUUGUGUCUGACUGUGGAAUGGGACAUAAAAAUAAUAAAAAGAAGCAAGAAAAGCAAGGUAAGCAUCAUAAUUAUAAUAAUGGUACACAUUUGAGGAGAACCGUAAAUACAGGUAGUUCUUAACAUAAACAUUCAUUUAGUGAUCAUUCGACGUUACAACAACACUGAAAAAAGUGACAUAUGACCGGUUCUCAUACUUACAAUUGUUACAGCAUCGCCAUGGUUGCAUGAUCAAAAUUAGGGCUCUUGGCAACUGGCAUGUAUUUAUGACAGUUGCACUGUCCUGGAGAUCAUGUGAUUACCAUUUGUAACCUUCCCAGCUGGUGUCCUACAAGCAAACUCAAUGGGGGAAGCUAUGUUUGUUUAAUGAUCGCAUGAUUCUCUUUAACAACACCAGUGAUUCACUUAAAAACUGUCAAAACAGAUUGUAAAAUGGGCAAAGUCACUUAACAACUGCCUUGCUUAAAAACAGAAAUGGGCUCAAUUGUGAUUGUAAGUUGAGAACUACCUAUACUCUUCAUAAGAACUUUUUUUCUGUUGGGUCUCUCAGAAUCUUUAGUAACUAUCAGGCCCAAAACCAAGAAAGGCAUAUGAUGAUUCUUCCAAACUGAGUUCUUUUUUGUUUCACACAAAAUUAGACUUUUUAUUUUUUGGGCCAGGCUGAGCACUCUACUAUCUGCAUCUACAAUAUAUUCUGUGAACUGUUAGGGAGGGGCUGGCUUCAUCCUCUGUCUCACACACGUAACAUCUGGGCUGAGUUGACUCUUACUCCUCUGCAAUGCACCCUCUCCCUCUUGGAAAUCCACCUCCUUACUACACUCUCCAUCACAGUAAUGCUCAGAUUAGGUCUCCAUCAAGUAGGUCUCCAUUGUUACAAAGAACUCCACAUAUACGAAUUCCAUCCAUCCAGGCAUUCUAUUUUCUUUUUCAAGAAUGCUCUACAUAUAGGGAAUGAUCCAAUCCUCAAUUUAUCUAUGAAUCAUUGAUUAAAUGACAUGGGACUGAAUGUACCUGGGCUUAUUCUAGACAUUUGAGUCUCGGUGCUAUAUGCAGUAGUUGUUUCUAGAUUAUGGCAAUUACCCUGAAGUGUCUCAACCGUAUCUUCACUACCAUGAAGUUUUCUUAACCAUAAAGAGGAACAGUGUUUUUUCCUCUCUAAAGAAUAUUGAUGAUGUCAAUUACAUCUACAUAGCUGCAACCGUGUAGAAAAGAGUUUACAGCUUAAGUGAGGAACGAGAAAAACGCUUUAAGAUUAGGAUGGGCAGGGUGGAAAUUCUUUCUUUUUCAUUGCUGAGAGUGGAGUUGAAUAGACUUGGAUGGAUAAGCAGGCAGGGCCAAAGAUCUUGAGACUCCGUUGGAACUCCUUGGUCAUUAUCCUGGCUGGUGCUUCUUUUCACCACAGUGCCUGGCUUCUAAAGAUAACUUUAUCUCUACUUGUCUAUCCUGCUGCAUCAUGGAUUAGUUGCUUGUUUCCAGCCUAUGGGUGGAGCUUGGGGUGCCUAAAGGGCAAAGAGGCAGCAUUUUUGGAGAAUGUUUCUUUGCUUUGCAUUUUGACUAGUUUUGCACAAGGGCUUUUACUAGUUUUGCAAAACGCUUCUGGCAUUUCUUGUUUCAGAAUUGGGAGACUUAAUACUUCAACUUUGCCCAGAUGGUGGGGGAGAGAGAGAGGUACCCCACCUCAAAAAGUACUCUUCGCAUGUAUAUGCUGUACAUCUGAUUUUACUUGAAGGAAAGAAACUUUCCACAUUCCAGGAUCAUCUGAACCAUCCUCUGGAAAUUUAAAAUAGGUGCUCUCCUCCUAAGCAACAUCUGUUAUCCUAAGAUGUUGCUAAGCAACAUUAGACUAAGAAAGAAGAGAAAGGGUGUUCUACAAAUACUAAUGUGUAUUAUUAAUAUUGAAUUAUUCUCUUUCAGAGGGCUAAUAUAUGAAACAUAUUCCCUCUAUUCUCAAAUAAUACAUCUAUACCUCAUAACGCUAUUUUUCCAAUCCUGCCACUGGCUGUAUAGAAUAUAGUGCUGCAACAUCUUAGCCUGAUAAAGCAAACCAAAUACAAUCAGAAAACAAUAUGGCUGCAUUUCCAGAGACUGACUAAAGAGAUCAUGAUACUGUGGGGCACUUCUGACUGGAGCUCUUAGUUUAAGGUUUCUUAAUUGAAAGAUCAAAUAAGGCAAGAGAGAGGUUGUAGAUGGUGGGGAAAUGCUAAUCCUGGCGAUUUGUUUUAUUUUGUUGUUUGUUACUAGGUUUGGAUUAAGAAAUGCCUGAACUGGGGAGGUAUCCCACAAAUGAAAUUUUAAAAAGAUGCAAUUUAGUGGCCACAUCAAUUUCAAGCUCCCAUUUGAGUUGGGGUUUUUUUAUAUACUUGAUGAUUUAUCAAUCUCAUGGUUUAGCUCCUUCACCCAUAUCAUCAGAUUGUACAACCUUCUUACACAAGAAAGGCUGUGACUUAUGUCCUCUUAAGUAGCCUUUUCAGCUUUUCUUUAAACUGAAGAAGCUUCUUGGAAGAUCGUGAGAAGUGAAAUGUUUUCAAAGGAAAAAUAAAAAAAACAAAACAAAAAAGUCCAGUUGCCUUUUGGGAAAAGCACCUUUGGGAUAACCAUGACCUGGAUGAUUGAGAAUCUCCAUAGAUAUCCAUGAAGCUGUGCUAGCUAAGACUCUCAGAGGAGAGAAAUACCCAGACCAUAAAUUACCAUGGAAAAAGCCUUCUCUUUGGAAGUUUCUUACCUCAUCUGAGAUGGCAGGAACAUUCAGAGCUGGUAUUUUAUUACAAAGGAUAGAGAAAGGUAUAUAAAUAUGCCUGAUUUCCUCAUAACAUGCUCUGUAAUGCUCUAGACUAGCUCUUACCCCAUCACUUUCUUUUAAAACUAAGACUCUAUCAAUCUCCAUCUCCAGAUAUUCUCAUGCAGUGAGUAGGGUUUUGAAGUGAAGAUAGGGGAGGGACAUUUGAAACCACAAAAUAAAUAUUUUGUCCCCAAAUAGCUUUAGCAAAGAUUUCUUUUGAAUUUCCAAAAGAGCCUCUCAUGUGCAGAACUGAGUUUCUGCCAAUCCCUCUCACUCUCACCCCCAAUGACAAGUUCUUUCAAUAGAUCAGUGGCUGCAUUCUUAGGAAACCAUCUGAUGUUCUUUCUUAGCUUUGUCCGACUGACACUCCCAACAGGAAAGAGAGAUUUUGUACUCUCGCAGUGAGCUAGUCUGGAUAAGUCCUUGCAAAUUUCUUGACAAGAUUUUAGAAGUGGUUUGCCAUCGCCUGCUUUCUAGGGCUAGGAAAGAGUCCUGGCCCAGGUUGCCCAGCUGGCUUGAUGUUUUAAGUGGGACGAGAACUCACAAUCUCCCAGUUUCUAACCUGAUACCUUAAAGUGGCUCCAAUUUUAAGUCUUAAAGAGAAGGGGACAUCAAUGGAUCUCUGAAUUUUAUAUAAUGGUAUAGUAACUAGAAUACUGAGGGGCUCAGUGGCUAAAACACUGAGCUUGUCGAUCAGAAGGUCGGCAGUUCAGCAGUUCGAAUCCCUAGCGCAGCAUAAUGGAGUGAGUUCCCAUUACUUGUCCCAACUUCUGCCAACCUAGCAGUUUGAAAACACGUAAAAAAUGCAAAUAGAAAAAUAGGGAGCACUUUGCUGGGAAGGUAACAGCGCUCUGUGCACCUUUGGCGUUUGGUCAUGCCGGCCACAUGACCACGGAGACGUCUUCGGACAGCGCUGGCUCUUUGGCUUAGAAACGGAGAUGAACACUGCCCCUAGAGCCAGAAACGACUAGCACGCAUGUGCGGAGGAACCUUUACCUUUACCUUUUAACUAGAGUACUGAAGUAGACCUAACUUUAAGUCCAUUCGUGGCUGUGGAAACACACCGGAUGAAUUUUGACCAGUCUCUCUCAUUCCGGCCCAUUUCAAUGGGUAGCUAUUGAAGUAAAACAAAAAGUGAACACGAAAAAAAAAUCCUGGAACAUUUUUGUGCAAAUUGUUGAAUAAAAGGUAAUUUCACCCAUUGUGGUAUUAUUGGUGAACUUGCUAAUGUGGUGGAUAAUAGGGGUUCUCUUUUAAAUGCUUUAAAAUUAUAAUUAUAGACCUGGGUACAUUCUGUCUCAUUCUCAGGAUUAGAGGGUACCUGUUAUGCAAAUGGGGUAACAGAAGUGGUUCCAGAGAUAAGCCAAUAUUCAGAGAACUGCUUGGACACCUCUUCUGAAUUUUGCAUCAGAAAUCUACUUUGGCUGUAUCUGCCACUCUUUUCAAGAAUGAACAUAGGACUGGCACAAUAUCAUUAUACAGAAAGAAAGAGAUAUCCCACAACUCCAACACAUUCUCAAAAAGGCAAGAGUUUCAAGUUUCUAGCCUUCAUGUUUGUAAUGAAAUGAAUGUCUGAAAUAGGUGCCAACCUCAGUAGGCAUAGUUUUAGUUGGUUUGUACCCUCUUUUUAAGCAAAAAAAAAAAGUCAGGAAAGCUAUUAUUAUUUGGAAGAAAAUCAUGGGAAUGAGAAAUGAGGCUAUAAUAGGCAGAAGAGGAGAAACAAAUAUGACAGAAAAAGAGCAUUCCAUAAGAAAAAUUGGAAUUGAAAAGGGUAUGUUGAUCAAGCUUUCUUUGAGGUAGGCCAAGUCAAGAAACAAGCAUGGCGAGUAUGGUAGGAAUGCUCUUCAUUAUUGUUGAGUAGAUUGUUUCUUAGUAGGAUUUGAUUGCUUAUUUGUACCCUAGGACUAUCAUUAAGUAUUGUACCUUACGAUUCUUAACUAAUGUAUCUUUUCUUUUUAUGUACACUGAAAGCAUGUGCACCAUGCUGUCAUGUGUCAUUGUACACAUAUUCCUUGUGUGUCCAAUUAAAACACUUGGCCAAUUAAAAAAAAGAUAUUCUGUUCUGUUCUGUUCUAUUCUAUUGAGUAACAGAACUUUGAAACCUGCAAGAGUUUCUCUCUGUCCCAUGUCAUUACAAAAAGGGGAUAUUCUGAGUUUUUUCCUUAUGCUUUCCUUUUCUCAGGGCAGAGUAAUCUUUUCUCAAAUGCCCUCUUAACAAUUCCCUCAUUCCUUCCCUGUUCCCAAAGGCGGUUCUACCUUCCUUCCUCUUGAUAAUAUAUGUGUACAAUGCCUGUCUGCCAUAAUUAUAACAUGAUUGUCCAACAAUGAGGAAAGUAGUAUAUAAAUAAGAAAAUAACUAAAGCGUUUCACUUUUGAUUGAUUUAAAAUGUGAGGACUAGCAACUUGACUUUGGCUCAUGUCUCUGUUGCUGAGAUGAGGAAUGAUCACUGACUUGCCCUGAGGAAAUGUUCGGGUUUUAGGCCCUUUCCCAGUUUUGGCUUUUUCUAGGAUGCCUGAUAGUAGACUACAGUUUG
This is a messenger RNA of Ahaetulla prasina, 7716 nucleotides long. RefSeq names its product cyclin dependent kinase 20 (gene CDK20). Gene Ontology annotation, cellular component: nucleus. Gene Ontology annotation, biological process: protein phosphorylation. The record is from RefSeq and is a predicted model, not a curated record. The coding region runs from base 192 to 1223 and encodes 343 amino acids. The transcript is spliced from 9 exons. Gene Ontology annotation, molecular function: ATP binding; cyclin-dependent protein serine/threonine kinase activity. NCBI's taxonomy places the organism in Eukaryota, Metazoa, Chordata, Lepidosauria, Squamata, Colubridae.